AUGUUCGACUAUCCGUGGACAACUUCAACGACACCAUCGCAAGAAUUUGGGGCAACGCUGGCAAAACACGCCUUGGACAUUGCAUUUGUUUUGCAGCUUUUCGUUUACAUCGCCGAGCAUGUUCGCCAGCAUGGCGUGAGCCUUGGAUCAUUACAAAGUCAAUACGCAAGUAUUUGCACGGCCCGACUCCCUACAAGCGCUCCCGUCGAAAUACCGGCAAAUGCUACGAUGGAGCAGCUUGGCCACAUCGACCAAAUGACGCAGCACCACAUAGAGCAGCGCGAAAACGUCAUCAGGGGGGAAGCUGAAGCUUACCGCUGCGUGCGCAUUCGGAUUGGAUCGCUGGCCAGCGCGCCACUUGACUGUUUUUUUGCGUCAGUGACCUCAGAAACAUUCUCGGCCUACCACCGUACCCCUUGA
Aphanomyces astaci is the source of this 420-nucleotide messenger RNA. RefSeq lists its product as hypothetical. The coding region runs from base 1 to 420 and encodes 139 amino acids. The record is from RefSeq and is a predicted model, not a curated record. The transcript is spliced from 2 exons. Lineage: Eukaryota; Oomycota; Saprolegniomycetes; Saprolegniales; Verrucalvaceae.